Messenger RNA from Electrophorus electricus (electric eel), 2570 nucleotides. Its product is annotated as extracellular calcium-sensing receptor-like. Gene Ontology annotation, biological process: G protein-coupled receptor signaling pathway. Lineage: Eukaryota; Metazoa; Chordata; Actinopteri; Gymnotiformes; Gymnotidae. Gene Ontology annotation, molecular function: G protein-coupled receptor activity. The record is from RefSeq and is a predicted model, not a curated record. Gene Ontology annotation, cellular component: plasma membrane.
AUGGAGCUUAUUGUUGCUCUCUUGCAUGUGGUAAUGGCCAUCAUCAAAUUUUCCAAGACCAAUGGGACUGCUUGUGCCUUGCGAGGAGAAUCUUCAUACCCACAACUAUCAAAGGAUGGGAAUAUCAUAGUCGGAGGGAUUUUCCCCUUUCAUAGCAAAUGGGAGAUCACAAACUUGUCCUAUUCGAUCACACCAUCUCCAAUAAGAUGCAUGAGUCUUAAUUUCAGAGCAUUCCAGUAUUCACAGUCCUUGAUCUUUGCAAUAGAGGAGAUCAACAACAGUUCCUCUUUACUGCCUGGUGUCUCAUUGGGCUACAAAAUCUACGACACCUGUGGUUCUACAGCAGUGGGGGUCAGAAUGGCCAUGACACUUAUGAAUGGAAAUGAAAACACAGUCUUGGAUGAGCCCUGCACAAAGCCUGCACAAGUACAAGCCAUAAUAGGAGAGUCGUACUCAUCAGUGUCCAUGGCUGUUACGAAGACUAUUGGACCUUUCAGCAUUCCAAUAAUCAGCCACUAUGCCACCUGUGAGUGUCUCAGUGACAAACGGAAAUAUCCCUCAUUUCUACGCACUAUUCCCAGUGAUUACUACCAGAGCAGAGCACUGGCAGAAAUGGUCAGGCACUUUGGCUGGACCUGGGUGGGAGCAAUAAGAAGUGAUGAUGACUAUGGCAAUAAUGGGAUGGCUGCAUUCACUACAGUUGCAGAGCAGUUGGGCAUAUGCUUAGAAUAUUCCCUUCCAUUUUUUAAAACAUACUCUAGGGAAAAAGUUCUGAGAAUUAUUGAGCAGAUCCAAAGCUCCACUUCUCAAGUGAUACUGGGAUUUCUUGACAACUUUGACUUACAGAUUUUGAUAAGUGUAUUUCUUGAGCACAAUAUCACUGGAUACCAGUGGGUGGGAACUGAGGCCUGGAUAUCUGAUACACAACUGGCUACAAUGGACAAGCACAAAAUAUUGCAAGGAGCCAUAGGGCUGGCUAUCCCCAAAACUGAGGUGACAGGUCUGAAAGAGUUCAUUUUGGAUAUAAACCCACUGAAAUCUGCAGGCAAGGCCAUUUUUAUAAAAUUCUGGGAAGCUUUGUUUAAUUGUAGAUACAUAAAACAGAAUGAAACCAAUGAUUUGCCAGUGUGCACAGGUGAAGAGAAACUUUCAGAGAUUGAAAACACCUUCACUGACAUGAACCUGAUGCCAAUUUUCAAUAAUGUGUAUAAAGGGGUUUAUGCUAUUGGCCAUGCUCUACAUGACCUUCUGGGCUGUAAAGAAACAUGUCCAACAAACAAGCAGCCUGAUCCUGUUACAUUUCUAGAACACCUCAAAACAGUGCAUUUCAAAACCAAAAUGGGUGAAGAAGUUUAUUUUGAUGAAAAUGGUGACCCUGCUGCAAGAUAUGAGAUAAUAAAUUGGCAAACAAGUAAAGAUGAGCUUGUAUUUGUCACUGUUGGACUUUAUGAUUCCACUUUCUCUGCUCACAAUCGAUUAGCAGUAAAUGUGGCCUCUGUUCUAUGGGCACAAAAUACCAAUCAGGUCCCCAUAUCUGUGUGUAGUGAAAACUGCCCUCCAGGCACCAGGAAGGCUGUGCAGAAAGGAAAGCCUGUGUGCUGCUUUGACUGUAUUCCAUGUGCAGAAGGAGAGAUCAGUAAUAUAACAGAUUCUAUAAAAUGUGAACAAUGCUAUCAAGACUACUGGUCAAAUACACAGAGGGAUGAAUGCAUAAAAAAAGAAACUGAAUACCUGUCCUAUGAGGAAACAAUGGGAUCUUUGCUAACAGUUUUAUCUAUUAUGGGUGCAUUUAUGACAAUUGUAAUAGGAGUCAUAUUCUUUAGAUAUAAAAAUACUCCAAUAGUCAAAGCCAACAACUCAGAGCUCAGCUUCCUGUUGCUCUUCUCUCUGACUCUUUGUUUCCUCUGUUCACUUACUUUCAUUGGUCGACCAUCUGAGUGGUCCUGUAUGCUGCGUCACACAGCGUUUGGGAUCACCUUCGUCCUCUGUAUCUCCUGUGUUCUGGGGAAAACAAUAGUGGUGUUAAUGGCCUUCAGGGCUACACUUCCAGGCAGUAAUGUCAUGAAAUGGUUUGGGCUUCCACAGCAGAGGCUCAGUGUUCUUGCAUUCACUUUCAUACAAGUCCUUAUUUGUGUGCUUUGGCUAACAAUUUCACCUCCUUUUCCCUUCAAAAAUCUGAAGCUCUACAAAGAAAAGGUUAUUUUAGAAUGUAAUGUGGGUUCAAUCAUAAGUUUCUGGGCUGUACUGGGUUACAUAGGAUUCCUGGCUCUCUUGUGUUUUGUUUUGGCUUUUCUAGCACGGAAGUUGCCUGAUAACUUUAAUGAAGCCAAAUUCAUCACAUUCAGCAUGCUCAUAUUCUGUGCAGUUUGGAUCACCUUUAUUCCAGCUUACGUCAGCUCUCCUGGAAAAUUCACUGUAGCUGUGGAGAUAUUUGCUAUUCUUGCCUCAAGUUUUGGUUUGUUAUUCUGUAUAUUUCUUCCAAAGUGUUACAUAAUCAUACUGAAACCAGAGAAGAACAAUAAAAAGCAACUAAUGGGUAAAGUACCGAUUAAGUGAGGUAAUAGUUUAUG